AAUUCCAUCAUGUCCAAUUACUCUGAUCUUUUGUAUCAUACCACGCUGACCGUCAUUGACUACCAUGAGGACCCCUCAGGAGCCAAGCACUCGGCCUAUGUCCUCGCAACACAUGCCAGCAUUGAGGCGGCCAAAACCUUUGCCCGAGACGCUCUACAACUCCUCAAGUAUGAGCCUGAUGACUUUGAGGAGUACUCCGUCUAUUCAAGCUCUCACGAGUGGAAGCAUGGUGAUGGGGUAGUUGUCUAUGCUCGUGCACCCGCCGGCCAGGUCUUUCAAAUUGGAGUCCGUACAACGCCGAACAAUGAGUCUCUCCUGGCGAACCCCAACGGCACCAUAGUUCUUCCCAAGGGUGCAGAGCUUUUGCACUAUGUGGUGCAGACUACGGUCGACUACAACAAAGACCGAACUGGCUGCGCGCAAGAAGUCGACAUCGAAGGGUCAUAUGUCCUUCGUGCCGAUGCUCUUGCUGCCGCUAAAGCGUGCCUUGCACAGGAAAACUUCGUCGAGUAUGAUUUGCGGGACGAGUUCAAGGACGAAUGGCCGUUUGGGGAGGAUGUCGUUGUCCAUGCUGUAUCUGAGACCGGCCAGAACUACACUGUGGCUGUGACAACAGUUCCAGGAGCGCACAGGAGGCACAGCAAGAAGAACUAA
Messenger RNA from Fusarium keratoplasticum, 654 nucleotides. RefSeq lists its product as uncharacterized. The transcript has a single exon. Bases 10 to 654 code for a protein of 214 amino acids. Lineage: Eukaryota; Fungi; Ascomycota; Sordariomycetes; Hypocreales; Nectriaceae. The record is from RefSeq and is a predicted model, not a curated record.